UGAGCUCUCGCGCAGAACGUCGGUUAGUUUCUUUCUCUUUCUUUCUUUCUUUUUUUAAAUUGAUUUAUUCUCUACUCGAUUUACUGUCACUAAAAAUGAACUGAUCACCAUUUCCAUUGGCCUUUCGUGAACAAAGCCAACUGUUUUUCUGAUUCCUGCUUCUUCAAUUCCUUGUCCAAAGAAAAUGCGUGAACUGGAUCAUUACAUGGUGUGCACCAUGAAGGUUAAGAAGGGCGUAGAGUGAUAUCUCUAUGAAAAAAAAUCUUUUUCUCGUUCUUUUGUGGGUUGCAAAACCAACCCAAUCCAUAUUAUGGGUCUUUCUGAAUCCUUGAUUCGGUGGUGAAUUGUGGACGCAAUCGGUGAAAAAUGCGACGACGGGCGGCCGAGUAUCGGCGCCCGGUUCGACGGAGGUUUUCAUGUUGGAUCUGGUUGCUUCUUGGCUUGUUCUGUGUAGCAGGCUUUGUCUUGUUUAUUGUACAACACAAUCACCAUGAAGAUCGGGUCGAGCUUGCCUUUCUGGAGAGAGAUGAAAUAACGGAACCCACUGAUAAGGAUAGUUUGAAUUUUACAGAAGAAAUAUCAAGUGUAACCUCAUUUUCACGGCAGCUAGCAGAACAAAUGAUUUUGGCCAAGGCUUAUGUGAUAAUUUCCAAAGAGCACAAUAACCUUCACCUAGCCUGGGAGCUUAGCUCAAAGAUAAGAAGUUGUCAGCUUUUGCUUUCUAAAGCUGCCAUGACAGGAAAGCCCAUUUCAUUUGAGCAAGCAGAGCCAAUUAUAAAAAGCCUGUCUUCUCUGAUUUUCAAGGCACAAGAUAUUCAUUAUGAUGUUGCAACCACAAUAAUGACAAUGAAGUCGCGUAUUCAAUUUCUUGAAGACCGAGCACAUUCAGCAACAGUCCAAGGCAACUUUUUUAGCCAAGUAGUAGCUGAAGGACUACCCAAGAGCCUUCAUUGCCUACACGUCAAACUUAUGACAGAUUGGGUCAAAAUGCCAUCCCUACAUGAACUUGCAGAUCAGAAGAGAAAAUCUCCACAUCUAACGGACAACAAUCUCUAUCAUUUCUGCAUAUUUUCAGAUAAUGUGCUUGCUACUUCUGUAGUUGUGAAUUCCACAGUCUUGAAUGCUGACCAUCCAAAACAGUUGGUCUUUCACAUUGUUACUAAUGGCGUCAAUUAUGGAGCAAUGCAAGCAUGGUUCCUAAUUAAUGACUUUAGAGGGGCCACCAUAGAAGUGCAGAAUGUUGAGAAUUUUCAUUGGUUAAAUGAAUCUUAUUCUCCAGUUGUCAAGCAACUCCUCAAUGCAGAUUCACGAGCCUUCUAUUUUGGAGCAUAUAAAGAUUUAGAUGUUGAAGCAAAACUGCAUAAUCCUAAGUAUUUGUCAUUACUGAAUCAUCUUCGGUUCUACAUCCCUGAGAUAUAUCCACAGCUUGAGAAGGUUCUAUUCCUGGAUGAUGAUGUUGUUGUCCAGCAGGAUCUGACCCUUCUUUUCUCAUUGGAUCUGCAUGGGAAUGUGAAUGGUGCAGUGGAAACUUGUCUUGAAGUAUUUCAUCGUUUUUACAAGUAUCUCAACUUCUCAAAUCCGAUCAUAAGCUCAAAAUAUGAUCCUCAGGCGUGUGGGUGGGCUUUUGGUAUGAACGUUUUUGACUUGGUUGCCUGGAGGAAAGCAGACGUGACUGCAAGAUAUCAUUAUUGGCAAGAGCAGAAUGCUGAUGGGUCACUUUGGAAUCUGGGCACUCUACCUCCUGGUCUUCUAAGUUUUUAUGGUCUGACAGAGAUAAUUGACAGGAGAUGGCAUGUUUUAGGAUUGGGGAACGACGUAAAUAUUGAUCAUCGCCUGAUAGAAAGUGCAGCAGUCAUUCACUUCAAUGGGAACAUGAAGCCUUGGCUGAAGUUGGCUGUUAGCAAGUACAAGCUGCUGUGGGAUCGGUACAUAAAUCAAAGUCACCCUUAUCUCCAAGAUUGUGCCACAGGUUGAAAUGCACUAUCUGAUAGUUGAAGAACUGUGCAAUCUCUAUAUUUUCUUGGUUUUUUUUUUUUUAACACCUCGGUUACAUGGUUGCCUCAGUGUAGUGUCAGAAGUACACGAUCUUGAUUUUUCUAGGAGUUUCCUUUUCUUUUUUUCUUUUCUUUUUUUUUUUUUGUGGCUUUCACCUUUUCAGUCAGAGCCACAAUAUCCCAAAAGAAGGAAAAAUGAUGCUUCUAUACUAGAAAGUUCAAACAUGCUAGGUUAAGAGACGUGGGAGAUUUUUAUUAUUAUUUUUUUUCUCUUUUUGGGAGUUAUCUUCCCCUUCUGCAUGCUGCAGAAUUCUUUAGUAAUUCUUAUAAUUUUUCAGCACCUUCAAAUUGUAAUGUAAUUGAGCGGAAACAAUUUUUUCAUUUGCCA
Molecule: messenger RNA, 2382 nt
Organism: Prosopis cineraria
Lineage: Eukaryota; Viridiplantae; Streptophyta; Magnoliopsida; Fabales; Fabaceae
Product: hexosyltransferase GAUT11-like
Exons: 2
Coding region: 367-1974 (535 amino acids)
Molecular function (GO): polygalacturonate 4-alpha-galacturonosyltransferase activity
Source: RefSeq, a predicted model, not a curated record